Molecule: messenger RNA, 6631 nt
Organism: Gadus macrocephalus (Pacific cod)
Lineage: Eukaryota; Metazoa; Chordata; Actinopteri; Gadiformes; Gadidae
Product: mucin-19-like
Exons: 13
Coding region: 163-6213 (2016 amino acids)
Source: RefSeq, a predicted model, not a curated record
AUAACCACUGGGGGUUCCACAACUGGAGGAUCAACAACCACUGGAGGAUCAACAACCACUGGAGGAUCAACAACCACUGGUGGAUCAUCAACUAGGGAAGGUGUGACAAGCACCGGAGAUUCAUCAAUAACUGGAGGUUCAGCCACAACUGGUAUUUCAACAAUGACUCAACCGUCAUCAACCACUGGAGUUUCAACAACAACUGGUGGAUCGACAACUGGCAGUUCUACAACAACUGGAGGAUCAACAGCUGGAGGGUCAACAACAGCUGGGGGAUCAACAACCACAGAAGGAUCAACUACUGGAGGGUCAGUAACAACAGCAGUGUCAACAUUAGAUGUGGAAUCAACAACCACUGGAGGAUCAACAACCACAGGGGGAUCCACAAUGACUGCAGGAUCAACAACCACUGGAGGAUCAACAACCACUGGAGGAUCAACAACUACUGCAGUACCAACAACCACUGGCGGUCCAACAACAACCGCUUUAAUCGCAACUCCUAAUCCAGUUGUAGUUUUCACGGCCACAAUAGUAGAGCCAUUCACUGCAGGAUCAACAACCACUGGAGGAGCAACAACCACUGGAGGAUCAUCAACCACUGGAGGAUCAUCAACCACUGAGGGUUUAACAGCUGGAGGUUCAACAACCACUGGAGGAUCAACAACCACUGGAGGAUCAACAUCAACAGGAAGUUCAACAACAGGAGUAUCAACAACAACAGGAGGAUCAACAACCACUGGAGGAUCAACAACAACUGGAGGAUCAACAACCACUGGAGGAUCAACAACCACUGGAGGAUUAACAACCACUGCAGGAUCAACAACCACUGGAGGAUCAACAACCACUGGUGGAUCAACAACCACUGCAGGAUCAACAACCACUGGAGGAUCAACAACCACUGGAGGAUCAACAACCACUGGAGGAUCAACAACCACUGGAGGAUCAACAACCACGGGUGGAUCAACAACCACUGGAGGAUCAACAACCACUGGUGGAUCAUCAACUACGGAAGGUGUGACAAGCCCCAGAGAUUCAUCAAUAACUGGAGGUUCAGCCACAACUGGUAGUUCAACAAUGACUCAACGGUCAUCAACCACUGGAGUUUCAACUACCACUGGAGGAUCGACAACUGGCAGUUCUACAACAACUGGAGGAUCAACAGCUGGAGGGUCAACAACAGCUGGGGGAUCAACAACCACAGAAGGAUCAACUACUGGAGGGUCAGUAACAACAGCAGUGUCAACAUUAAACGUGGAAUCAACAACCACUGGAGGAUCAACAACAACAGGAAGUUCAACAACAGGAGUAUCAACAACAACAGGAGGAUCAACAACCACUGGAGGAUCAACAACAACAGGAGGAUCAACAACCACUGGAGGAUCAACAACCACUGGAGGAUCAACAACCACUGGAGGAUCAACAACCACUGGAGGAUCAACAACCACUGAGGGUUUAACAGCUGGAGGUUCAACAACCACUGGAGGAUCAACAACCACUGGAGGAUCAACAUCAACAGGAAGUUCAACAACAGGAGUAUCAACAACAACAGGAGGAUCAACAACCACUGGAGGAUCAACAACAACUGGAGGAUCAACAACCACUGGAGGAUCAACAACCACUGGAGGAUUAACAACCACUGCAGGAUCAACAACCACUGGAGGAUCAACAACCACUGGUGGAUCAACAACCACUGCAGGAUCAACAACCACUGGAGGAUCAACAACCACUGGAGGAUCAACAACCACUGGAGGAUCAACAACCACUGGAGGAUCAACAACCACGGGUGGAUCAACAACCACUGGAGGAUCAACAACCACUGGUGGAUCAUCAACUACGGAAGGUGUGACAAGCCCCAGAGAUUCAUCAAUAACUGGAGGUUCAGCCACAACUGGUAGUUCAACAAUGACUCAACGGUCAUCAACCACUGGAGUUUCAACUACCACUGGAGGAUCGACAACUGGCAGUUCUACAACAACUGGAGGAUCAACAGCUGGAGGGUCAACAACAGCUGGGGGAUCAACAACCACAGAAGGAUCAACUACUGGAGGGUCAGUAACAACAGCAGUGUCAACAUUAAACGUGGAAUCAACAACCACUGGAGGAUCAACAACAACAGGAAGUUCAACAACAGGAGUAUCAACAACAACAGGAGGAUCAACAACCACUGGAGGAUCAACAACAACAGGAGGAUCAACAACCACUGGAGGAUCAACAACCACUGGAGGAUCAACAACCACUGGAGGAUCAACAACCACUGGAGGAUCAACAACCACUGGAGGAUCAACAACCACUGGAGGAUUAAUAACCACUGCAGGAUCAACAACCACUGAGGGUUUAACAGCUGGAGGAUCAACAACCACUGGAGGAUCAACAACCACUGGAGGAUCAACAACCACUGGAGGAUCAACAUCAAGAGGAAGUUCAACAACAGGAGUAUCAACAACAACAGGAGGAUCAACAACCACUGGAGGAUCAACAACCACUGGUGGAUCAUCAACCACUGCAGGAUCAUCAACUACGGAAGGUGUGACAAGCACCGGAGAUUCAUCAAUAACUGGAGGUUCAGCCACAACUGGUAGUUCAACAAUGACUCAACGGUCAUCAACCACUGGAGUUUCAACAACAACUGGUGGAUCGACAACUGGCAGUUCUACAACAACUGGAGGAUCAACAGCUGGAGGGUCAACAACAGCUGGGGGAUCAACAACCACAGAAGGAUCAACUACUGGAGGGUCAGUAACAACAGCAGUGUCAACAUUAGAUGUGGAAUCAACAACCACUGGAGGAUCAACAGGAAGUUCAACAACAGGAGUAUCAACAACAACAGGAGGAUCAACAACCACUGGAGGAUCAACAACAACUGGAGGAUCAACAACCACAGGGGGAUCCACAAUGACUGCAGGAUCAACAACCACUGGAGGAUUAACAACCACUGGUGGAUCAACAACCACUGGUGGAUCAACAACCACUGCAGGAUCAACAACCACUGGAGGAUUAACAACCACUGGUGGAUCAACAACCACUGAGGGUUUAACAGCUGGAGGUUCAACCACAACUGGAGGUCCAACAACCACUGGAGGAUCAACAACAACUGGAGGAUCAACAACAACUGGAGGAUCAAUAACCACUGGAGGAUCAACAACAACUGGAGUAUCAACAACCACUGGAGCAUCAACAACAACAGAAGUAUCAAUAACAACUGGAGGUUCAACAACCACUGAAGCCCCAAUAAUUACCCCUCCAGUUUUUGUUUUCACCGCAGUGAUAAUACAGAUAUUUAUUCCUGCUUAUAAUGAUAAUACCUCACCCGAAUAUCAAGCACUUGAGACCGAAGUUGUGAUAACGUUGAACGCAAUCUACACAGCUAAAUUUGGCGAACGGUUCAUUCGGACAAUUGUCAUCGGAUUCAGGAUCCCUGCGACUCGAUCGACCAAUACGGAAGCAGAAGUAGAGCUUGAGUUUCAGCCAACUACUUCGUCACAACCGAUCCCACAGGCUGACGAUGUUCGAAGUACCCUGGUCGAAGGACUGAACAACCCAAACAUAACCUCUAACCUCACUGUAGAUACGGAAAGCAUUACGAUCACAAAAACUCCAACUACUACAACAACUACCAGUUCUCCAACGACUACUGCAGGAUUAUCAACAACCACUGGAGGUUCAACCACCACAGGAGGAUCAACCACCACUGGAGGAUCAACAACCACAGGAGGAUCAACAACCACUGGAGGAUCCACAAUGACUGCAGGACAAACAACAACGGCAGGAUCAACAACCACUGGAGUAUCAACAACCACUGGAGGAUCAACAACCACUGGAGGAUCAACAACCACUGGAGGAACAACAUCUACUGAAGUAUCAACAACAGCUGGAGGAUCAACAACCACUGGAGGAUCAACAACCACUGGAGGAUCAACCACCACUGGAGAAUCAACAACCACUGGAGGAACAACAUCUACUGAAGUAUCAACAACAGCUGGAGGAUCAACAACCACUUCAGUAUCAACAACCACUGGAGGAUCAACAACCACUGGAGGGUCGACAACCACUGGAGGAUCAACAACCACUGCAGGAUCAACAACCACUGCAGGAUCAACAAGCACUGAAGGAUCAACAACCACUGCAGUACCAACAACCACUGGAGGAGCAACGACCACUGGAGUAUCAACAACAGUUGGAGGAUCAACAACCACUGCAGUAACAACAACCACAGCAGUACCAACAACCACUGGAGAAUCAACAACCACUGGAGAAUCAACAACCACUGGAGGAUCAACCACCACUGCAGUACCAACAACCACUGGAGGAGCAACAACCACUGGAGCAUCAACAACCACAGAAGGGUCGACAACCACUGGAGGAUCAACAACCACUGGAGGAUCAACAACCACUGGAGGAUCAACAACCACUGGAGUAUCAACAACCACUGGAGGAUCAACAACAACUGGAGGAUCAACAACAACUGAAGCCCCAAUAAUUACCCCUCCAGUUUUUGUUUUCACCGCAGUGAUAAUACAGAUAUUUAUUCCUGCUUAUAAUGAUAAUACCUCACCCGAAUAUCAAGCACUUGAGACCGAAGUUGUGAUAACGUUUAACGCAAUCUACACAGCUCAAUUUGGCGACCGGUUCAUUCGGACAAUUGUCAUCGGAUUCAGGAUCCCUGCGACUCGAUCGACCAAUACGGAAGCAGAAGUAGAGCUUGAGUUUCAGCCAACUACUUCGUCACAACCGAUCCCACAGGCUGACGAUGUUCGAAGUACCCUGGUCGAAGGACUGAACAACCCAAACAUAACCUCUAACCUCACUGUAGAUACGGAAAGCAUUACGAUCACAAAAACUCCAACUACUACAACAACUACCAGUUCACCAACGACUACUGCUGGAUUAUCAACAACCACUGGAGGUUCAACCACCACAGGAGGAUCAACAACCACUGGAGGAUCCACAAUGACUGCAGGACAAACAACAACGGCAGGAUCAACAACCACUGGAGGAACAACAUCUACUGAAGUAUCAACAACAGCUGGAGGAUCAACAACUACUGGAGGAUCAACAACCACUGGAGGAUCAACAACCACUGGAGGGUCGACAACCACUGCAGUACCAACAACCACUGGAGGAUCAACCACCACUGCAGUACAAACAACCACUGGAGCAUCAACAACCACUGGAGGAUCAACAACCACUGGAGGAUCAACAACCACUGGAGGAUCAACAACCACUGGAGCAUCAACAACCACUGGAGGAUCAACAACCACUGGAGGAUCAACAACCACUGCAGUACCAACAACCACUGGCGGUCCAACAACAACCGCUUUAAUCGCAACUCCUAAUCCAGUUGUAGUUUUCACGGCCACAAUAGAAGAGGCAUUCAUUCCACCUUAUGAGAAUAGUUCUACGACCGAAUAUAAAGCGCUUGAAAGCACAGUUGUGACAGUGUGUGACACGAUCUUCUUUGCAGAAUUUUCCAGCCGAUUCAUUCGUACAAGACUCAUCUCGUUUCGACGAGGAACUGCUAGGGUACGAACGGAUAGGCCUAAUACCGAGGCAGAAGUAGAGCUACAGUUUCGGCCAACUGGUACACCAGCAGAGGUCCCAGCGGCUGAUGUAAUUCGAAUUACCCUGGUCAAUGGACUGAACAACCCGAACAUUACAACUAACCUCACCAUAGAUACUGACAGCAUUAACAUACGAGACCCAAAUGCUCCUACGACCACUGGAUCACCAACGACUGCUGCUCCGACUGCCGCUGUGACGGCCCCCGCUGGGCCCGUUGCCACCGCUGCACCACAACUCACUUCCCGGCAGGUGGUGUUCAGAUCGGCAGGAGAAACCUUCACGAAUGAUCUAUUGAACUCAUCUUCUGCUGCGUUUAUUGCUCGGGCAACGCUCUUAACAACACAACUCGAACCCUUUUUCCGUCGGAGUUUUGGCUCCUUUAACAGCAUAAACGUGGUAUCAUUCAGCGAUGGGUCGAUCAUCAACACCCUAAACGUUUUCUUCAAGUCAAACUCAGUUCCUGAUGGCCUUCAGAUUUUAAAUGUGUUCACCACUGCAGCGCAAAGCAUCACAGCCUUCAACAUUGAGACCAGCAGUAUAACUGUGCAGGGCCUAACAGUUUCAGUUUCAGUUUCAACCGGAGUCCCCCACAAGAGCAGUGUCCUCACUGCAUUAGUGUUAGUGGCUCUAUCCUGGUGUCUCAGACAGAGUUAGUGUCGGUUUGUCCAUCUGCCUCAACCUUGGGAUGCACGAUAAAUGUAUAAUUAUAUAAAAAUGUCUGAUUAAUUAUCGGACCGACAGGAGGUGUUGAUUGGAUAUAUUGGGGUGUAUUAAAGAAGGUAUGCAUAGUCCAAAUUAUAUGUAAUAAAGGAGUUAAUGUACGAUAAAUGUGACUUUCUCAGGUAAGGAAUUAAUACUGGAUGGGCGUUGAAGGAUAAGAAAGAUUUCCAUUGAUUCAAGUUAUCAGUGCGAUGCAUCUCGGCCUAUUCAUUUGGAUUAUUCAACCAUAUUGUAUUUUGUGAGAUUAUAUUGCCUUAAAUACCAUUAUCCUUAUAAAUGAAGCCAUCGUUAUGUUUUUCUUUUUUAAUUUUUUGCACAAGUAGGAUCAAGCAAUAAAACGAAUAAUAACACA